Epinephelus lanceolatus (giant grouper) is the source of this 2296-nucleotide messenger RNA. RefSeq names its product DNA cross-link repair 1C, PSO2 homolog (S. cerevisiae) (gene dclre1c). Gene Ontology annotation, biological process: double-strand break repair via nonhomologous end joining; telomere maintenance; interstrand cross-link repair. NCBI's taxonomy places the organism in Eukaryota, Metazoa, Chordata, Actinopteri, Perciformes, Serranidae. Gene Ontology annotation, molecular function: 5'-3' DNA exonuclease activity; damaged DNA binding. The record is from RefSeq and is a predicted model, not a curated record.
UGGGCGGGACAAACUAACACCGGCGUUGUCAACAAAAUAUGUCCUCUCCGGUAGAAACGAAGUUUAAUUAAUUUUACUCGACAGCACAGACAGGUUUGGCGUAAACAUGAGUUCAUUUGCAGGUCGAAUGAAGGAGUAUCCCACCGUGUCUUUGGACCGGUUCGACCGGGAGAACCUACAUGCCCGGGCAUAUUUCCUCUCCCACUGUCACAAAGAUCACAUGAAGGGACUGAAAGGACCAAUACUGAAGAGGAAACUGCAGUUCAGUCGUACAGUUCGGCUUUACUGCUCCUUCGUGACCAAAGAACUUCUUCUGAACAAUCCCAAGUACGCUUUCUGGGAGGAAUACAUCGUUCCCUUAGAGCUGGAGAGCCCAACUCAGAUUUCCCUGGUUGACGAGGCAUCUGGAGAGAAAGAAGAGGUCGUGGUCACGUUGCUUCCUGCAGGCCACUGUCCCGGCUCUGUUAUGUUCCUGUUUGAGGGUUCUCAGGGAAACGUGUUGUACACAGGAGACUUCAGGUUAGCUGCUGGAGACGUCUCGAGAAUAGAACAUCUGCACUCAGGCAGCAGAGUGAAGGAUAUUCAGAGUAUUUAUCUGGACUCCACUUUUUAUGACCCACGAUUCUACCAGAUCCCCACUCGGGAGGUCUGUCUGAACGGUAUCUCAGAACUCAUUGGAAACUGGAUCACUCAGAGUCCUUAUCACGUUGUGUGGCUCAACUGCAAAGCUGCGUAUGGAUAUGAAUACCUGUUUACCAACCUGGGAGAGGAGUUCAACACACAGAUUCAUGUCAGAAGUCUGGUGAUGUUCAAGAAGAUGCCGGAGAUCCUGAGCUACGUGACGACUGAUCGCAGGACGCAGAUCCAUGCCUGUCGACACCCUAGGGAUGAGGAGUUUUUCCAAGGCAGCCGGUUGCCGUGUGGCUGCACAGCACCUGAUGGGACUCCUCUUCGAAUCAUCAGCAUCAAACCGUCCACCAUGUGGUUUGGAGAACGAAUGAAGAAGACUAAUGUUAUAAUAAAAACAGGAGUCAGUUCCUUCAGAGCCUGCUUCAGUUUCCACUCGUCUUACUCAGAGCUCAGAAACUUCCUUUCCUACCUCCAGCCGGUCAACAUCUACCCCAGUGUUAUCCCUCUGGGUCGGACGCUGACUGAGGUGACACAGAUGUUGAAGCUGAUGUGCAGGAAACAGUCGGAUCAAACUAUGACUGUAUACAAACCUCUGGGAGUCCUCAAACGCUGCAAGGUGGAGCAACCCACAUAUGAUUCAGACAGCGAUGAUGAGCUGUUUGACGGGCUGGACUUGGCGCCAGUGAGGAAGAAGAUGGCGCUGAACCAAGAAAUGAAAAAUGUGAAAGAUCAGAGUUCUCAGGAAACAGCGCCCCCUGUGUCUGCGGUUGAGUCUCUACCUCUGACAGUCACAGACACACAGCCUGUAACAGGUAACUACAUGGACUGCACUGAGUCCAAUGAUGAAGAGGAGGGUGAGCAAGAGGGAGAGAACGAGGGAGAGGAGGAUAAAACACUGACGAUGGAGGAGGCGAAAGGAACAAUAAAGGACACUGAGAAUAAGUCGACUGACGUUGAAGGAAGCGGCUCCUCUAAUCCUCCAAAAUGGGAGGACUUCUUCACCACGGAGACGCUGACUGACAGCCAGAACAGCCUCAACAGCCAAUCACAGUCCUGCUGCUCUAUCUCAAGCCCCUCCCCCUCCAAACUGACUGAUUCACAGACCCCAGAUCUGUUCAGCGAUGAAGAGGAAACGCCUGAAAACUUCAGUUUGACUCUGUCUGCCUCUCUGUCGAAUCAUUCUUCCCAGAACCAGGAGUCAUAUCUACCUGACACUUUGAUCCUCCAACCAGAGCAGGAGGGGCGGGAACAAGGAGACAAGAGGACCAAUACUGUGUCUCAGGAGAAGGAGCGCAGCGGGCAGUUGGAGCAGGAGGAGCUCUCAGAGUCUCAGGUGUCAUCGGACUUUGAUAUUCCCUGCACGCCAGAAUCCAAAGUGCCUCAACCUGAUGAACUGUCGCAGUUGUACAGGAAGCUGGCGUCAGGAGAGGAAGUCGUCAUUAGAAAGGCAAGUCAGGGCUACACAUGACAGAAUGUUAAAGGAAGUUUUGGUGAGCCACGUUGCUACUAGGCUUGGGCCUGUGUUAAAAACCCACUAUUUUGAACACUGCAGCCUGUUCUAUUUUGUUCAGAGAACAUCGGCGUGCAGCCUCGUUCUGUGGACGAUGAACGAGGUGCAGACUGAUAAAGAUACAGUGAGUGCUGGACGGAGCAGUGAGUGACAACA